Molecule: messenger RNA, 303 nt
Organism: Paracoccidioides brasiliensis Pb18
Exons: 1
Coding region: 1-303 (100 amino acids)
Source: RefSeq, a predicted model, not a curated record
AUGCCUCGGAGAACACAGCCAACCUUGAGUAACGUUGUUGAGCUGGAGGUGAAGAAAAGGGAACUUGACGAACUCCAAGUACACCAAAUAGAAUUAGUGAAAUUCAUAAAGGCCCUUCGACAAUGGCAUCAGCAGGUAGAACAGCUCACAACAAGUGGUCGGUAUGCAUUUGGUAUUCAAUCGGACGAGCAAAGAGGCCUCACUCAUGACGAAGGGAUAGCCCACUACGAGGAAGAGCUCGUUAAUAUAGGCAGCAGAAUAUCCACCGUUGAAUCCUCCAUUGAACUCCUUUCACAGCCAUAA